AUGUCUGGACCUCAAUCCACAAAGCAAGCAUGCGAUGUUGAAAUCUCUGAGGAAGAGAGAAAGACGAGGAUGGGGUCAUUGAAGAAGAAAGCAAUGACUGCUUCUGCCAGGUUCAGAAACUCUUUGACAAGAAAGCAUAGGAGGAGCCAGAGUAGAGUCCUGUCUGUGGAAAUGGAGGAUGUGCAUGACAUUGAGGAGACAAAGGCUGUUGAAUCGCUUCGUCAGGCACUUAUAGCGGAGGAGCUUCUUCCUGCCAAGCACGAUGAUUAUCAUAAGAUUCUGAGAUUCUUGAAGGCCAGGAAAUUUGAUAUCGAGAAAACCAAGCAAAUGUGGUCUGAUAUGCUUCAGUGGAGGAAGACAUUUGGUGCUGACACAAUACUGGAGGAUUUCGAUUUCAAGGAACUCGAUGAAGUCGUGCAAUACUAUCCUCAAGGACACCAUGGAGUUGACAAGGAUGGACAACCUGUGUAUAUUGAGAGAAUAGGCCAAGUAAAUGCAAACAAGCUGAUGGAAACCACAACAAUAGAGCGCUAUGUGAAAUACCAUGUCCGCGAGUUUGAAAGGACAUUUGAUGCUAAGUUCCCAGCUUGUUCAAUAGCAGCGAAGAAGCACAUUGAUCAAAGUACAACUAUUUUGGAUGUGCAAGGAGUGGGACUUAAAAGUUUCAACAAAGCUGCAAGGGAACUUAUCAGUUGCCUUCAGACGAUUGAUGGCAACAACUAUCCUGAGACCUUGAAUCGUAUGUUUAUCAUCAAUGCUGGUUCUGGUUUUAGAAUGUUGUGGAGCACUGUGAAGUCCUUCAUUGAUCCCAAGACUACUGAGAAAAUAAAUGUCCUUGGUAACAACUACCAGAGCAAGUUGCUUGAAAUAAUUGAUGCUAGUGAGUUGCCAGAAUUUUUAGGAGGUACAUGUACUUGUGCUGAUCAAGGAGGGUGUAUGCGUUCUGAUAAGGGCCCCUGGAAGGACCAGUUGAUAAUGGCGAUGGUCCAGAAUGGUGUUCAUAAAUGUACAAAGAAACCUCCUGUUCAAAUAAGUGAAAUGGAGACGAUAUCAGAGCCAUCCAUGAGUAAAAGUAUCCAAGGACCUUUCAAGUAUCCCCCAACUUCAGCGCCAACUUGGCAAACGGCAGUUAGGAAUGGCAAAGCAGGAGGAUGUUAUGAAGCUCCCAAAGUUUAUGAUGGCUUCGGCUCUCAGAUUAUUGCUGGUAUUAUGGCAUUUCUUAUGGGGAUUGUUGCUAUGGUCAAACUAACCCGUAACAUGCCAAAGAGGCUCACAGAUUCCACCUUCUACUCAAGCACUGUCUACGGUGAUGACACAACGUUCAACCACCAGCCUUCGUGCUCUACCAUCCCCGGUUCAGAACUCAUGUCUGUCAUGAAACGUAUGGCUGAAUUGGAAGAGAGAGUUAAACCAUCUUCCAAACCACACGAGAAGGAAGUACUGCUGAAUGCUGCUAUAAGCCGAGUUGAUGCCUUGGAGCAAGAGCUUAAUGAAACAAAAAAGGCUCUCCACGAGUCACUUGCUCGACAAGAUGAGAUCUUGGCACCUAGGAAGAACAAGAAGAACAAGAGGAAGAAAAUGAUGAAAUUCAUGUGCUAUCAUGGUUGA
This is a messenger RNA of Fragaria vesca subsp. vesca, 1608 nucleotides long. RefSeq lists its product as uncharacterized. NCBI's taxonomy places the organism in Eukaryota, Viridiplantae, Streptophyta, Magnoliopsida, Rosales, Rosaceae. The transcript has 12 exons. Bases 1 to 1608 code for a protein of 535 amino acids. The record is from RefSeq and is a predicted model, not a curated record.